CCCCGCGCGCCCGGCGCCGCCCCGCCGCCCCGCAGCUCCGCGGCCACCUGCUGCUCGACCGCGUCCGCACCUGCGCCGCGCCCGCACCUGCGCCGCGCCCGCCAUGGCUGGCAAAGCACAUAGGCUAAGUGCUGAGGAGCGGGAGCAGUUGCUGCCAAACCUGAGGGCUGUGGGGUGGAACGAGCUGGAAGGCCGAGACGCCAUCUUCAAGCAGUUCCAUUUCAAAGACUUCAACCGGGCUUUUGGCUUCAUGACGAGGGUGGCCCUGCAGGCUGAGAAACUGGACCACCAUCCUGAAUGGUUUAACGUGUACAACAAGGUCCACAUCACCCUGAGCACCCAUGAGUGUGCCGGCCUUUCGGAACGGGACAUAAACCUGGCCAGCUUCAUCGAACAAGUAGCGGUGUCCAUGACCUAGGCCCUGCCCUUCCUCUGUGAAUUCUUCAGGGGAAGGGGGUGACUGAAUCGGGAAUCCAGGGAGGGAACCGGGGAGCCCUGAGAUGUUACUGCAGCUGAACGGCCAAGUGGACCCUGCUGCCUCCGGCUAGGGGGAGUCCUUGCUAUGGAAGGAGACGCCCACAUCACCGCCACCCUUUCCUCCCCACACCCCUCUCCAGCCUUGGCGCUCUGUUACACGUACGCUGACUGAGUGCGAUCUUCCCUUUCUGGAAGACUUGCUGGCAACAGUAACGGUCUUCUUGCCAGGCUGUGUCCUGCUCCCUUUCUAAUUCAUUUCCCAGGAAGCUGUGUCUAAGAUGCACCAAGUCUUGUCUUAGAAACCAGGACCCUAAAGUCAACCCCAUUGUAUGUGACAGAAGCACCUGUGCUUUUAUGCCUCAAAUAAAACUCGUGUUUCACUUGG
Messenger RNA from Zalophus californianus (California sea lion), 862 nucleotides. It is a transcript of the gene PCBD1, whose product is annotated as pterin-4 alpha-carbinolamine dehydratase 1. The record is from RefSeq and is a predicted model, not a curated record. Gene Ontology annotation, biological process: tetrahydrobiopterin biosynthetic process. Gene Ontology annotation, molecular function: 4-alpha-hydroxytetrahydrobiopterin dehydratase activity. The transcript has 4 exons. NCBI's taxonomy places the organism in Eukaryota, Metazoa, Chordata, Mammalia, Carnivora, Otariidae. Bases 104 to 418 code for a protein of 104 amino acids.